Molecule: messenger RNA, 1176 nt
Organism: Daphnia magna
Lineage: Eukaryota; Metazoa; Arthropoda; Branchiopoda; Diplostraca; Daphniidae
Exons: 4
Coding region: 168-959 (263 amino acids)
Molecular function (GO): calcium ion binding
Source: RefSeq, a predicted model, not a curated record
ACAUCUUUUUCGUGAGCAGUGGCUUUUCCUUGCUACACGUCAUUCUCAAAUUUGACGUUUCAAAAAGAAAUUUAGUACUGCAUUCUGCACACCUGUACCUGGGAGAAACGUCCCAAACCUGUUGCACAUUUACCUACUGCUCAAAUUAGUUAAUCAAGUUUAGUGAGAUGUAUAGGUGCCGGGUAGCCGUUAUUUUACUGGCCUGCUUAGUGCACCUCAUAAAUGGACAGCAGCAUCCUCCGGGUGUCAAUCCACAGGUAUACCAUCAGCCUGGUGGACAACAAAUGUCUCAACAGCAAGCACAGCAAAUGGCUCUUCAGCAACAGCAGCAGCAGCAAUAUCAGCAACAGCAACUUCAACAACAGCAACUUCAACAACAGCAACUUCAACAACAGCAACUUCAACAACAGCAACUUCAACAACAGCAACUUCAACAACAGCAGUUAGCAAUGCAACAGCAGCAACAGCAGUUGGGUGGGCAGCCAAUAGGUAUGCAACAUCAGCAACCACCAGUUGUCCAUCACCAAGUACCUGCUGCCCAGGGCCAUCCACCACCUCCACCAGCGGGUCAUGCUCAUCCUCAACAAGGACAACAAGUUUUCAACGCCCAACACAUGGCAAAUGAAAGAGACCACAUUGGUGAGCAUGUUGGAAUGCCUGUGGACACCAGUAGAAUGUCCGAACAAGAGCUACAAUUCCAUUACUUCAAGAUGCAUGAUGCUGACAACAACAAUAAACUAGAUGGAUGUGAGCUGGUCAAAUCGCUUAUCCACUGGCAUGACCAAGCAAAUCAUGAUCCUAAAGCCGGCGCGCCGUUACCUGACCCAAAAAUUUUUACCGAUGCUGAGCUGUUAGCAAUGAUUGAUCCAAUUUUGGAUCAGGACGACAAGAAUAGGGAUGGUUUUAUUGAUUACCCAGAAUUUAUCCAAGCUCAGCAAGCCACGGGUUCUGUACAGUGAUGAGCUUUCAGUGGAAUUUCCAAUCCUCGAUCCCUUAAGUGUACCUCUUAAUGUUUUAACGUGACGAAAAUUUUUGACAGGUAGACUUUAAAUAUUUGACGUGUUAAUGAUGCAAAGAUCUGGACUAUGUAUUUUUAGAUGGUAUAAGAUGUGUGCAGGUGCUGGUGAUUUUAUUGAAAGAGCAUAAUUGAAAUAGACUAACGAUGAUGUGUUUUAA